CAGCUCACUGUCAGCUUGGCUUGGUGCUGCGCUCCUCCUCUUAAACAGCCCGCCCCUUCCUGCUCCAUUUUCGCGCGAGUUCUUUGAGGGGGCGGGAUCAUGCGAUGUCACAGUGCUUUCUAUUGGACAGCUGUACGUUUACCCGCCGACUAUGCAAAACAUACGUGCCGAGUUGACCAAUCGCGUCUUACGCUCUUCUCGCAGCCGGCACGCAGUGGCGCGAAAACCCUUCAGUGUGGUUUGACGGCAGCAGAGAGGAUACCGUGCCGAGCUCUGUGCUAUAUUUUAACGUUUUGCAGAAACUAAAUAACCGCUAAUAAUGGCAACCGACGUGGUAGAUGACCGGGAGAUGCGGGAGGCUCAGAGGGACUACCUGGACUUCCUGGAUGACGACCAAGACCAGGGGAUCUACCAGAGCAAGGUCCGGGACAUGAUCGGUGAGAACAAAGCUCGACUCAUCGUCAACAUCAACGACCUGAGGAGACGCAACGAGCCCCGGGCUGCUAAACUGAUGAACAAUGCCUUCGAGGAGCUGCUGGCGUUCCAGCGCGCUCUGAAGGACCUAGUGGCCUCAGUGGACGCCACCUACGCCAAGCAGUACGAGGAGUUCUUCAUCGGGCUGGAGGGCAGCUUCGGCACCAAGCACGUCACCCCGCGGACCCUGACCUCCCGCCUGCUGGGCAGCAUGGUGUGCGUGGAGGGCAUCAUCACCAAGUGUUCUCUGGUGCGUCCUAAAGUGGUGCGCAGCGUCCACUACUGCCCGGCCACCAAGAAGACGAUGGAGAGGAAGUACACGGACAUGACCUCGCUGGACGCCUUCCCCUCCAGUGCCAUCUACCCCACCAAGGACGAGGAGAACAACCCUCUGGAGACAGAGUUUGGGCUCUCCAUCUAUAAGGACCACCAGACCAUCACAGUGCAGGAGAUGCCAGAAAAAGCCCCCGCUGGCCAGCUGCCCCGCUCUGUGGACAUUAUCCUGGACAACGACCUGGUGGACGUGGUCAAACCAGGGGACAGAGUGCAGGUGGUGGGGACGUACCGCUGUCUGCCGGGCAAGAAGGGAGGAUUCACCUCUGGCACAUUCAGGACCAUCAUGAUUGCCUGCCAAGUCAAACAGAUGAGCAAGGAAGUGUCCCCCCUCUUCUCUGCGGACGACAUCGCCAAAAUCAGGAAGUUCAGCCAGACUCGCUCCAUAGACGUGUUUGAUCAGCUGGCUCACUCCCUGGCUCCCAGCAUCCACGGCCACGAGUACAUCAAGAAAGCCAUCCUCUGCAUGCUGCUGGGCGGCGUGGAGAAGGUGCUGGAGAACGGCUCGCGCAUCAGAGGCGACAUCAACGUCCUGCUCAUCGGUGAUCCAUCAGUAGCAAAGUCCCAGCUGCUGCGUUACGUCCUCCACACAGCGCCGAGGGCCAUCCCCACCACCGGCCGCGGCUCCUCUGGCGUGGGUCUGACCGCUGCCGUCACCACUGACCAGGAGACUGGUGAGCGCCGUCUGGAGGCAGGGGCCAUGGUGCUGGCCGACCGCGGCGUGGUGUGCAUCGACGAGUUCGACAAAAUGUCCGACAUGGACCGCACUGCCAUCCACGAGGUGAUGGAGCAGGGCCGCGUCACCAUCGCCAAGGCCGGCAUCCACGCCCGACUCAACGCUCGCUGCUCUGUGCUGGCGGCCGCCAACCCCGUCUACGGCAGGUACGACCAGUAUAAAACCCCCAUGGAGAACAUCGGCCUCCAGGACUCCCUGCUGUCCCGUUUCGACCUGCUCUUCAUCAUGCUGGAUCAGAUGGACCCUGAGCAGGACCGCGAGAUCUCAGACCACGUGCUGAGGAUGCACCGCUACCGGGACCCCCGCGAGCAGGAGGGAGCAG
Messenger RNA from Plectropomus leopardus (leopard coralgrouper), 1865 nucleotides. Lineage: Eukaryota; Metazoa; Chordata; Actinopteri; Perciformes; Serranidae. The record is from RefSeq and is a predicted model, not a curated record.